GUCUGAUUGGCUUCCGGGAAACCAAAGGCAGCCCGGUUUCGGGUUCUCGCAUGCGCAGUUAGUAAAAAUGAGUCUGAACCGAGUGAGGGCACUGGGGCAGAGGGAGGGCGAGAGCCCAGACCGCGCACGAUUACGAUCCAGAUCCUGCAGUGAUUCCGGUUUCACCCAGAACAUUGGGGAUGCGAGACCAGUCCUGAAGCCAGGGGCAUCAGGCAGUGGCACACCGGGUUGAGUGCACAUGGCACAGAGUGCAAGGACCCACGCAAGGUUCCCGGUUCCAGCCCCCAGCUCCCCACCUGCAGGGGGCUCGCUUCACAAACGGUGAAACAGGUCUGCAGCAAGCCAAGUGACACCCUUUAUGAGUACUGCAGGUCUGUUUCGUUUUCGCAUGCCGCUGAUCAGAAUCUGCACUGUGCAACCAUGGGGAGCCUGGCUUUGGGAGAAGCCACCGUUGUUGUCCCCGGGAACAGCAGUCACUCCAGUCCAGAUGGCUGGCAAGAAGGACCACACAACUCUGCCUUCUCUGGAUGAGAGUGAACUUGAAGAGCAGUUUGUGAAAGGGCAUGGUCCAGGGGGCCAAGCAACCAACAAAACAAGCAACUGUGUUGUGCUUAAGCACAUCCCCUCGGGCAUCGUCGUCAAGUGCCAUCAGACAAGAUCAGUUGAUCAAAAUAGAAAGCUCGCUAGGAAAAUCCUACAAGAAAAAGUGGAUCUUUUCUACAACGGCGAGAACAGUCUUGUUUACAAAGAAAAGCGAGAAGCAGAGAAGAAAAAGCAUGAAAAGAAGCAAAAAACAAAGGAAACUCUAGGAAAAAAGAAACUACUGAAAGAACUAUGGGAAUCAAGUAAAAACAUCCACUGAGAAAAGAUCUCCUGGGGCCUGUUGGUGCACUUGGAUGAAGGCAUGUUACAAAGGACCCAGCUUGAAGCUCCAGGCCCUACCUGUAGGGAGAUGCAGGGGAGCUUCACCACUAGGGAAACAGUGCUGCAGGUGUCUGUCUCCUUUUUUUUUUUUUAAAUAUUCAUUUAUUUUUGGAGGGAUACAGAGAGAAAUCGAGAGGAAGGGAGAUAGAGAAGGAGAGAUUUAGAGAGACACUUGCAGCCUUACUUUACCACUCAUGAAGCUCUCCCCCUGCAGGUGGGGACUAGGGGCUUGAACCCGGGUCCUUGCACACUGUCACACUUAACUAGGUGUGCCACCACCUGGCUCGUCUUUCUCCUUCUUUAUCUCCCUCUUUCCUCUUACUUUCUCUAUCCAAUAAAUAAAUUAAUUUUAAAAAAAAAACUUUCCUGAAUUAUUGUUUUAAAAUAAUGGUUCCAUUAGAGUUUGAAAGAAAUGUUUUUGAGAGACUUAAAAGUUAUCAGGGGGGAGUCGGGCGGUAGCGCAGUGGUUAAGCACACGUGGCGCAAAGCACAAAGACUGGUGUAAGGAUCCCGGUUCAAGCCCCUGGCUCCC
Erinaceus europaeus (western European hedgehog) is the source of this 1456-nucleotide messenger RNA. RefSeq names its product mitochondrial translation release factor in rescue (gene MTRFR). Gene Ontology annotation, molecular function: translation release factor activity. NCBI's taxonomy places the organism in Eukaryota, Metazoa, Chordata, Mammalia, Eulipotyphla, Erinaceidae. The record is from RefSeq and is a predicted model, not a curated record. The transcript is spliced from 4 exons. Gene Ontology annotation, cellular component: mitochondrion. Gene Ontology annotation, biological process: translational termination. The coding region runs from base 359 to 862 and encodes 167 amino acids.